This is a messenger RNA of Manacus vitellinus (golden-collared manakin), 2173 nucleotides long. RefSeq names its product neurexophilin 1 (gene NXPH1). The transcript has 3 exons. Lineage: Eukaryota; Metazoa; Chordata; Aves; Passeriformes; Pipridae. Bases 1 to 993 code for a protein of 330 amino acids. Gene Ontology annotation, molecular function: signaling receptor binding. The record is from RefSeq and is a predicted model, not a curated record.
AUGGGCACCUUCAUGUGUGGGGCUGCAGUCCUUGCAGGCAGCAUUAUUGAGGAUGCAGAAAGAGCUUGUCCUUAUCACGUAUCGGUGCUUACACAGACGCUUGACUCGGGAGGGCAGGUUCAGGCCUUUAAUCAUGAAUAUAGCCAGUUAUCCACACUGAAAAUUGCAAACAGAGGUCUCGGGGCUAACUGCAUGACCAGAAGUCUUUCAGGUAUUACAAAAUCGAUGACAGUUACCUGUGCAAAUUUAACAAAUGGAGGAAAAACAGAACUAUUAAAAUCAGGAAGCUCCAAAUCCACACUGAAGCAUAUAUGGACAGAAAGUAGCAAAGACUUAUCCAUCAGCCGACUGCUGUCACAGACUUUUCGUGGAAAGGAAAAUGAUACAGAUUUGGACCUGCGAUAUGAUGCCCCAGAAACUUAUUCCGAGCAAGAUCUCUGGGACUGGCUGAGGAACUCCACAGAUCUGCAAGAGCCUCGACCCAGAGCAAAGAGACGGCCCAUUGUCAAGACUGGGAAAUUUAAGAAAAUGUUUGGCUGGGGAGAUUUUCAUUCCAACAUCAAGACUGUGAAGUUAAAUCUAUUAAUAACAGGGAAAAUCGUUGACCAUGGCAAUGGGACAUUUAGUGUUUACUUCAGGCAUAACUCCACUGGUCAAGGGAAUGUAUCUGUGAGCCUAGUGCCCCCUACAAAAAUAGUGGAAUUUGACUUGGCACAACAGACAGUGAUUGAUGCCAAAGAUUCCAAGUCCUUUAACUGUCGAAUCGAGUAUGAAAAGGUUGACAAGGCUACCAAGAACACACUCUGCAACUAUGACCCUUCAAAAACGUGUUAUCAGGAGCAGACCCAGAGCCACGUAUCAUGGCUCUGCUCCAAGCCCUUUAAAGUAAUCUGUAUUUACAUUUCCUUUUAUAGUACAGAUUAUAAACUAGUACAGAAGGUGUGUCCUGAUUACAACUACCACAGUGACACACCCUACUUCCCAUCAGGGUGAGGACCAACUUCUGUCUGAGACUGAAGCCUGGGGAAUAAGAGGUUGUAUGACAGGUCUGUAACCUCAAGGAGGAAGGCCACAUCUAUUGCCUGGAAUGUGUCUACCUGCUGCUGCUGCUGUCAAAUGGCUGCAAAUAUGUUAGUGGAAAACAAUCUGAUGUAAUUUUUGCCCAGUCAGCUCCAUGUAUCAAUCUAGGUGUAAAUCACUAUGGAUUUGAAAUAAAACCAUACACAUACACAGAGACACACAUACUUUUCAGUGCACAUUACUGAGAUUCCUAUUAAGAAAGCUUUCAUUGUCUCAUGUCUAAGGUUUAAGGAUAACUUCUCAUCAAGCAAAAUGGAUUAACUAGACAGAACAAGGUUUCUAACGCAGACUGUCAUGGAAAUCUCCUUGAAAGUCCUUCGAGUACAUGCCAAUCAAUAAUCCCCACUCAUGCAUUCUACUGCUUGAAGUAGCUGUACUGGUAAACAAUACUGUAGGAGUAAAUACUUGUUAAAAUGGGAAAAAUGUGUGUCUAGAGCUCAGUAUUUCUUAUUAUAUGAACACAGCAAAGCGUCAUGACUUUUUCCAGCACACAGUAGGCACAUUCGAGGUGGUGUUCGGUGGCUCUUUUUCCGUGGAGUGAGCCUCUUCCUAGUAAAGAUGGGCAAACAUUUGGAAUUUACAUGUGAGCAGACAUACUGGUUUCAUGUUUCUCUGACUCUUUAAGCUCUGAUUCUUUAAACUUGUUUGAGUUUAGGCCAAGUUACUUAAAAACUGCAAUUGAUCUCUAAGAAGGAAAAUGCCUGGCGGAGAACAUGUAAGUUAUAAGUGGCUGUCUUAUCUUUAUUACAAAAUAUUGUAACAAAUUCAAUAUCCUAGUCUUCAUUUGUAUGAAUGGUUUGUAUUGUACAUAAUUUAACCAGUGUUAUUUGAGCUGCUUAUUAAUAUUAACUUGUAAUUGUCUCUCUGCUUGUUAUUGGUUAAAAACAAUCAAGGAAAUGAGGAAUCCAUUUUAUCAAUGUAGCUGUAAACUCCAUUAAAAGACAGAACUAUGUACAAAGCAUUUAUUCAGCUAAAGUAUUGUUGAAAGCUAUACAUAUACAACAUUACUACAGUCUGUCUGUAUUUAGAUAUUUUAUUUCCAGAGAAAAAUGAACUGUAUAUAAAAAUAAAAAAUCUUAAAGUUGAGUUUCAA